AUACUGAAAUGUCCUUCAAUCUUAUGAUAUUAAAUAUACCAUAUAGAAAGUUAAAACUAAAAAAUUACUAAAAAAAAAAUCAUUCUUUUUUGAAAUAGAAUAAAAAAGAAAGUAAUUCAUUGUUUUUUGAAGGGAGGGAGUCAUAUAAAACCACCGGCGACAACAACAGUGUCCGCUUUUUAGGACUAAUAACUAAUAAUCUCUUGAUGAAUUCUCCGGCGAGUCUCCGAUAUCUGGGCCCUACUAGUUCGAGCUUCAGGAAGCCUGAUUCCUUUGGUAGACGAUUAGUAUUCAAAGUUAAGUUGCCUUCGAACUGCAAAUUCUCGUCCAAUCGGAACUCGUUUGCUGCUAACAGUUUCUUCAGAAGGGAGUUUUCGGCUAGGAGGAGCUAUAGAAUUUGGGGAAUAGAAGCUUCUUCAAAUGAUUCUGUAUCAGUUGCUAGCGGAAGAAUAAAGACAGAAGAGAGCUUUGUGGAGUUCAUCACUUCGGAGAGAGUGAAAGUGGUGGCAAUGUUAGCAGUGUCUUUGUCUUUAUGUAACGCGGAUCGAGUUGUAAUGUCAGUUGCUAUAGUUCCCCUAUCUCUUUCUCAUGGUUGGCGUCAAUCUUUUGCUGGAGUUGUUCAGUCAUCAUUUCUCUGGGGAUAUCUGAUCUCGCCAAUAGCUGGGGGGACUCUGGUGGAUUACUAUGGAGGUAAGUUAGUCAUGGCAUGGGGUGUGGCUUUGUGGUCCCUGGCCACACUUCUAACUCCUUGGGCAGCAGAAGCAUCGUUAUGGGCGUUACUUGCCAUGAGGAUGCUGCUAGGGAUUGCAGAAGGGGUAGCUCUUCCUUGCAUGAAUAAUAUGAUUGCAAGAUGGUUUCCUCCUACUGAGCGCUCAAGGGCUGUAGGACUUGCCAUGGCUGGUUUUCAGCUUGGAAGUGCUAUUGGACUUACCCUUUCUCCUAUACUUAUGUCACAAGGUGGCUUAUUUGGACCAUUUGUGAUAUUUGGCUUUUCCGGAUUCCUAUGGGUUUUGGUGUGGGUUUCUGCUACCUCUAGUGCUCCUGAAUGCAAUUGGCAAAUAUCCAUUCAUGAGUUGAUGUAUGUACAGAACAAGGGGCAGAUACACACUAUAGCUGAGGGUAAAUCAAAAACAAGCAAAGGGAUCCCUCCUUUCAGGUGUUUACUCUCCAAACUACCGACAUGGUCUAUAAUUGUUGCAAAUGCCAUGCAUAGCUGGGGAUUCUUUGUUAUAUUAUCAUGGAUGCCCAUUUACUUCAAAACUAUAUAUCAUGUUGAUCUUAGACAAGCAGCAUGGUUUAGUGCUGUUCCGUGGUGUAUGAUGGCACUGACUGGUUAUUUUGCUGGGGUCCUGUCAGACAUGAUGAUCCAACGAGGCAUAAGUGUGACCCUAACCCGGAAAGUUAUGCAGUCAAUUGGGUUUUUCGGCCCUGGUUUUGCUCUCAUAGGUUUAACUAUGGCACCAACUCCAUCCAUAGCGUCUGCUUGGCUUACUUUAGCUGUAGGAUUGAAAGCAUUUAGUCAUUGUGGCUUCCUUGUGAACCUUCAGGAGAUUGCCCCACAGUAUUCUGGCGUUCUCCAUGGUCUAUCGAACACUGCUGGUACUUUUGCUGCAAUAAUUGGAACUGUUGGUGCUGGAUUCUUUGUUGAACUGGUGGGAUCUUUCAAGGGAUUUUUGCUGCUUACAGCAUCUUUGUAUUUUUCUGCUGCUGUCUUCUGGGAUGUAUUUUCUACCGGGGAGAGAAUAAAGUUUGAUGAUUCCACUUAGAUUGAUUUUUUGUCUUGUUUUAUUUUUCGGUGGUUUCUUUUCCUGUUCAUUUCAUUCCAAAAGGAUGGAUAAGUAUGUUGUUGCCUUGUAGUUUCUUUCUCAAACAAGGAAUGUAAGGACUGAUGUCCUAGUUCCCAAUUAUAAGAAGUGCCAAACGAUGUAAAAAUAAAUCGACUUCAGUGGCACUAGGGCAAUAUGAUAUGAGAUGAUGGUUAGUAUUACAGCAUCUAAGUAACCUUUUUGAUUC
Molecule: messenger RNA, 2013 nt
Organism: Capsicum annuum
Lineage: Eukaryota; Viridiplantae; Streptophyta; Magnoliopsida; Solanales; Solanaceae
Product: probable anion transporter 4, chloroplastic
Exons: 8
Coding region: 207-1766 (519 amino acids)
Biological process (GO): transmembrane transport
Cellular component (GO): plastid
Molecular function (GO): phosphate transmembrane transporter activity
Source: RefSeq, a predicted model, not a curated record